Molecule: messenger RNA, 528 nt
Organism: Acaromyces ingoldii
Lineage: Eukaryota; Fungi; Basidiomycota; Exobasidiomycetes; Exobasidiales; Cryptobasidiaceae
Exons: 2
Coding region: 77-418 (113 amino acids)
Source: RefSeq, a predicted model, not a curated record
GUUCCUCGUCUCUUGCAUCCCAUUCACCACCCUGUAAAACUCAAAAAAGACCAAAUCCACCAGCCAAUAAGCAAAGAUGAGUAACGGAAACGCAGGUGAAGGAGUCGGCAAUGCCAUCAAGGGCGCCUUUAACACGGCCCACGGACUCGGCGAGACGAUCCGCGGCACCGUCAAUGGCAACCUCGACAAGUUUGGCGAGGGCAUCACCAACAACGAAGCCGGCGGCCGGGGAGGUACGGCCAACAGCACGACGAACCUCGAGGGCAGCGGCGCCACGGCGGCAGACCACCAGAGCACGGCGCAAAAGGGCCUCGACGAGAUCAAGCAGGGCAUCUCGAGUGUUCAGGGCGCCGGUCACGGCGGCUCGACUACGGGCACGGGCACGGGCACGGGCACGGCUAACACUACGACGCAGUAGAAUGCUAGUGCACACAUUUCCUAUGUUCUCAUUGAGAAUCACGCCACUCUCUUUUUUUGUCCUUUUCUCUUCCCCUUUGAUCUUGGAAUGAAUCUCUGCAUGCAUCCUGG